Molecule: messenger RNA, 628 nt
Organism: Pomacea canaliculata
Lineage: Eukaryota; Metazoa; Mollusca; Gastropoda; Architaenioglossa; Ampullariidae
Product: ubiquitin-like
Exons: 6
Coding region: 16-558 (180 amino acids)
Biological process (GO): translation
Cellular component (GO): ribosome; cytosolic small ribosomal subunit
Molecular function (GO): structural constituent of ribosome; protein binding
Source: RefSeq, a predicted model, not a curated record
UCGAUUUGUGUCCAUAUGUAUGACUGCUGUCUGCUGAGCGUUUCUCUUGACGUCAUCACUGUUGGUGCACACAAAUCGUCCCAUAAGCCCUUGCGAGCGUUCUUUCCGCUUUCCUGCGAGGAGACUGUACGGCCUACACGUUCCAAUCUAGAAGUAAUCAUGCAGCUGUUUGUCCGUGCGUUGCACACUACCCACACAUUGGAUGUGGAACCUCAUUGCACCAUCAACGAUGUAAAGGCUAUAAUUGCAGAUCGGGAGGGCUUUGCUUGUGAAGAUCUAGCUGUCUUCUGUGCAGGCAAACCACUUGAGAAUGAAAUGAAUCUGUCAUCAUUCCAAGAUCUUGCCACUCUUGAGGUGGAAGUUCGAAUGCUUGGAGGCAAAGUUCACGGUUCCUUGGCUCGUGCUGGUAAAGUACGAGGGCAGACACCAAAGGUUGACAAGCAAGAAAAGAAGAAGAGAAAAACUGGCCGUGCUAAGCGCCGCAUGCAGUACAACCGACGCUUUGUCAACGUUGUUGCCACUUUUGGCCGCAGAAAGGGACCUAAUGCCCGUUCAUAAGUUUUGCUAGUCCUCAUGAAAUAAAUGCAGGGUUGCCUCUUGAGCUUCCCUGUAAAUCUGUAUAGCGUAA